Molecule: messenger RNA, 897 nt
Organism: Coregonus sp. 'balchen'
Lineage: Eukaryota; Metazoa; Chordata; Actinopteri; Salmoniformes; Salmonidae
Source: the annotation of a GenBank genome assembly
AUGACACUGUCAAUCUCAUUGAUGCUGAGGAGAUUCCUGCAGCCGCUCCAGGAAGAUAAUGCUUCAAUAGGGAACCUUGGUGCUGCCAGUACCAGCUCCCUUCAGCCUGCCCCACCAUCUCAACCCAGGGCCACUUCCUGAGCUCAACCGGAAGGUUCAUCACACCUCGCAUUGUUCCUCCAGAAUCCCAGUACUGGCGUUGACUGAAGAAAGAAAGUGCUCUGCAACUAAUUGCAAGUUUGAAGGCAGUGGAAAAUAUUGAGACUGAGGAAAAUAAGCCACAUCCACCCUCCAGAAUCCAAGUACUGCAGAAGAAGAGUGCCAUCUGCAAUGGGAACAGUCGAACACUGCAUGCAGCUCCAACAAAUCAGCAGACAGGGAAGGCUAGUUUUCCUCACAUCCGGAAGCCACUGCGACCCAUCCAGACCAAGAGGUAUCAAACCUGUGUGGUGAAAGACAUCUUCCUCCAUAGCGCCAAGCCGUUGAAGGCAGUCCAUGGAGCCAAAAUGGCCACCAAGACGCCACUGCCUCCCAUUAGAUCCAGAGUCACUGUGCCUAACAAUGGUCCCAAGAAGGAACUAUUCUGGCUAGUCAGACCAGAGGGAAACCCGCUGGUUUCCCUCUGAUCAGCUUGGCCUUCAGAAGGCAGGUCAUGAAGAAACAUAUUCAGAUCAAGACUCAGAUCCUAACUAUACAGGAUCUACCGACAUGCCCCAAUAAAUAUGGUAAGUAUUCUAUUCGGAGGCUGACCAGUUAAUGGCAUAUCUGAAGGCCAAGCUGAUCAGUGUCACCCAGGAAUUGAACCUGAUGAAGAGCGGGGCCAAGAUGGACGCUCAGGCUUUGGAGGAGAAGAAAGCAAAGGAACAGUUCAAGGCAAAAGUGGAGAAGUACACCUAG